Messenger RNA from Pneumocystis jirovecii RU7, 867 nucleotides. RefSeq names its product Rab geranylgeranyltransferase BET4. Gene Ontology annotation, biological process: protein geranylgeranylation. Gene Ontology annotation, molecular function: Rab geranylgeranyltransferase activity. Gene Ontology annotation, cellular component: cytoplasm; Rab-protein geranylgeranyltransferase complex. The transcript has 4 exons. The record is from RefSeq and is a predicted model, not a curated record. Lineage: Eukaryota; Fungi; Ascomycota; Pneumocystomycetes; Pneumocystales; Pneumocystaceae. Bases 1 to 867 code for a protein of 288 amino acids.
AUGCUAAAUCUUACAACCGAGUUUUUAGAAGAAAAUUUCGAAAGUUAUAGUAUAUGGAAUUAUCGAAGAAAUAUUUUAAAAAAUGGAGUUAUCCUCCAUCCGGAAUAUGAUAAAACUACUAUACAUAACAUUAUUUUAAAUGAACUACAAUUUUUAAAUGAAUUAAUGAAAAAGCAGCCAAAAAUUUAUUGUAUUUGGUCUCAUAGAAAAUGGUGCUUUGAAAAUGCACCUUUUCCUAUUUGGGAAAAAGAGAAAACAGUUAUUGAUAAUAUAUUAGCUAAAGAUCUCAGGAAUUUCCAUAUAUGGAACUAUCGGCAAUAUAUAAUUUCCAGAAUUGAAGAACAAAAUAAAAUUUCAUAUGCAAAAAGCGAAUUCGAUUAUACUAUGAGUAUUCUUAAAAAAGACUUUUGUAAUUUUAGCGCCUUUCACUAUAGAACAAUAUUAGUGCCUCGUAUCAUAGAAGAAGAAUCUUAUACUCAUUUAGAAAGGAAAUUUUUUUUCGAUAAAGAACUCUUUUUGACUAAAUCUAUUAUUUAUACAUCACCCGAUAACUCCAGUGCAUGGCUUUAUCAUAAUUGGUUAUUAUAUAAUAUAUCUAAAUUAAAUGAUUCUCUUCUAUUAUCAAAUAUUAUUACAAUUAAGAUAGAUUAUCUUAAUCAAGAGAUUACAAUGAUAAAGAAUCUGAUGGAACUAGAGGAAGAUAAAAUACAUUUAAUGAACGCGUAUAUUAACUAUAAUAUAUUACUAUCAAAAAUUUCUAAAAACCCAUUAAAUAUACACCAAAAAAAAGAGUUAACGAAAAUAGCUACAAGACUAAAAAAACUAGAUUCCUUGCGAAAAGGACGCUAUAACGACUUAAGUAUGUGA